Protopolystoma xenopodis is the source of this 1356-nucleotide messenger RNA. The record is from the annotation of a GenBank genome assembly. Lineage: Eukaryota; Metazoa; Platyhelminthes; Monogenea; Polystomatidea; Polystomatidae.
AUGCAGCUUGAUCUCACUUCUCAGUCUCCAGAAUCAGCACAUAAUCACAUUCCUCAAGUGUCACUUUCUUCUGCCCCCAUUAAAUCUCCAUCUAUAGAGUGCCAACGAUCCCAAAAUCACUUAGGGAGUCAGCAUCAUUCCCGAGAUGCCAAUAGUUUUUCUUCCCAGACACAGCUUGUGCAAUCUGAUCCAUCUACAUCCAUUUCUGGUCCUAUUCAUGAUAUCGACCUGGGAUUCGAUCCUUUUCAGGAGUCACAACAGGGCUUGGCUGAGCUGGUUGCUGCGGAGAAUAAUUGUGAGGCAUCAUGUGAUCAUAUUUCUCUGGGAUAUCCCACCUUUGGUAAUGUGCAGCGCCACACUUCCCAAUCUCCCUCCUUCCAGCCAACUUGUUCUGCUACAGACUCCGAAAGCCAAUUCGUCCAGUGGCUGUCUCGCUCAGCUAUUAGUGACGAAUCCGGUUUCCAUUCAAUGAAUAAUGGCAGUAAUUUAACUAUAUCAAAUGGCAUACAGCCUCCGCCAGGAUUUGAAUCCCGUUUAAUUCCUUCAGCUUCAGAUUUGGCAACCAGUGAACUAGAUUGUACAUCUUCACAUAUCUUAUCAACUGGUAGGCUUCAGGCUCCUUAUGCGGAUGCAAGAGCAUAUAGUAGAUUCUCCACUCACCAUCAGUCCUCUUUGGAUGAAUGUAUAAAAUCCACUCCUGACUAUCCCCAUUAUCCCCCAGGGCUUGUUGACUCUCUGGCCUCUAGCUCUAGUUCACGGGGCUUACCAGCAUUUGAGUUGGAGCCUUCUUUUUCUCCCUCAUCUCGAGUUGACUCUACCCAGAAUAAUUUAGCUUCUUGUCUUGCAGCACUACACCUUCAGACUAACCAGUCGUCUCCAUCGACUAGCAACCCCCCAACUGAACCUGCGCCCCCUCCACGACCAGACUUCUCAAUCUUCAGCUCCGGUCGUAAUUGUCUCUCUGCUGGCCUUAAGUGUUCUAUUGACGAACCAGGUAUUGGCAACAGAAGUACCAACACGGAACUUUCAGAUCCACAUCCCUCAAGAGAGGCAAGCCAAAUGGCUGGCUCAAAUCCGCUCGCUCAGGUAGAUUGGAAUGCCCUCGCCCAUCAACUCUAUCAAUUACAGCAGCAAAAGCUACUCCAAUGCCAAAACACAUCUGGCUCCAGUGUUAAUUCUACUGCUGCCGCAACUACACAAUCAUUAAUGAUGGCUGCCCUCCUUAUGGCCCUUGGAUCAAGUAAUGGAGGCAAUGGCGGAGGGCUAAAUGGAUUGAAUUCAUCUACUCUUGAUCCUCUCACAGCACUUACCACUGCCACUCUUAUUGCACAAUCAAGCAAUUUUGCUGGAGGCAGU